Trichomycterus rosablanca is the source of this 1688-nucleotide messenger RNA. RefSeq names its product kelch-like protein 11. The transcript is spliced from 2 exons. The record is from RefSeq and is a predicted model, not a curated record. Bases 122 to 1609 code for a protein of 495 amino acids. Gene Ontology annotation, molecular function: protein binding. NCBI's taxonomy places the organism in Eukaryota, Metazoa, Chordata, Actinopteri, Siluriformes, Trichomycteridae.
UAAAACCGCUCAUUCCGGUUCAAAAUGGUUCCUCCUGGUGCAGCUGAAGGAGUUCUGCGGCGACUUCCUGAAGCGGAAGCUGAGCCUGGCGAACUGCGUGGCGGUCCACAGCCUGGCGCACAUGUACACGCUGGACCAGCUGGCGUUACGCGCGGCAGAGAUGAUCCGCCGCAACUUCCACAGGGUGAUCCAGGACGAGGAGUUCUACACGCUGCCGUUCCACCUGGUCCGCGACUGGCUGAGCGACACCGAGAUCACGGUGGACUCGGAGGAGGUCCUGUUCGACGCCGUGGUUAAGUGGGUGCACCGCUCCACCGAGGAGCGCGAGAAGCAUUUCGAGGAGCUUUUCCGGCUCCUCCGGCUGCCUCAGAUCAAGCCCACGUACCUGACCAGGGUGGUGAAGAACGAGCCCCUGGUGGCGCGGAACGAAGCCUGUCUGAAGCUCGUCUCGGACGCCGUGGAGAGUCACGCCAUACGAUUCGAGAACCACAAGAAGUCGGUCUCGGAUUCGGAGUUCUGGGUGGCCUUUCAGCCCCGAUUCGGACAGAACAUGGACGUCAUUAUGGUGGUGGGCGGAGUCUCGGAGGGCGGAGACUACUUGAGAGAAUGCGUCGGGUAUUUCGUGUACGAAGACCGCUGGGUGAACCUCCCGCACAUUCAUAAUCAUCUGGACGGCCACGCCAUCGCGGUUACCGAUUCGUACGUCUACGUUGCCGGAUCCAUGGAGCCCGGGUUCGCCAAGACCGUGGAGAGGUACAACCCGAAUCGUAACACCUGGGAGCAGGUGAGCAAUCUAACCACGCGGAAGCAUUCGUUCGGACUGACGUGUGUCAAAAACAUCCUGUACAGCAUCGGAGGGCACGGGAAUUUCAGUCCGGGAUUUAAGGACGUCAGCGUGUACGAACCGGAGCAGGACAAGUGGCACAACUUAGAAUCGGCGCCCAAAAUCUUACGAGACGUGAAGGCGAUUAGCGUGGAGGAUCGUUACGUGUACGUGACCGCGAGGACGCCGGUGGACACGGACAACGACGACGGGCUCAAAACAGUGACGACUCGUUACGACACCGAGAGCCGGCAGUGGCAGGAAGUGGAUUCUUUGCCCCUGAUUGAUAAUUACUGUCUGUUCCAGAUGGCCGUGUCGUCGUCAAACUUCUACCACACGGCGUCCUGCUGCCCGAGUAGCUACGCCAACAUCCGGGACGAGGCGGCGCGCCAGAAGAUCAGCGGCAGGAUCUCGGACGAAAUCCUGGAGAGCCUGCCGCCGGAGGUGACCAGCGUGGAGGGCGCCGCCGUGUGCUUCCUAGGCGACGACGUGUUCGUCAUCGGCAGCUGGAAGAACAGCGACGACGUGGACAAGCAGUACAGGAAGGAGGCGUACCGCUACUGCGCCGAGAGGAAGCGCUGGAUGCUGCUCCCCCCCAUGCCGCAGCCGCGCUGCCGGGCCACGGCCUGCCACGUCCGGAUCCCUUAUCGCUUUUUGUACGGGUGCCAGAGGUACCCCAUGCCGCAGAAUUUAGCCAGACAGCGGGACAGGAUGCAGCAGAUGCAGCAGCUGCACCGGCGCACUCUCACCCUCCGCAGGCAGCUGCAGUCGCAGAUCGAAUGCUGAAAACGGUCUUGAUGUUCAGAGCAUCUCGGGACCAAGUCUGCAAACGUCUAGUAAUUCUCCAGUCCACCAGGGGGCGACA